Messenger RNA from Lachancea fermentati, 2691 nucleotides. The record is from the annotation of a GenBank genome assembly. Lineage: Eukaryota; Fungi; Ascomycota; Saccharomycetes; Saccharomycetales; Saccharomycetaceae.
AUGAGCUUCCAAUUUAAUGUCAAUAACAAUGCGGGCUCAAACACAAAUGGAAACUCUCCUUUCGGUGGUAUGAGCACUCCUAACAAAGGAGCUACUACUGGGUUUGGAGGAUUUGGAUCUACUUCAAAUGCAAACAACAAUCAAUCUGGUCAAAAUCAAACAGGCAGCAUCUUUGGGGGUCCUUCAGGGAAAUCUUCACUCUUUGGAAGUACGGGCGGUACGUCAAAUGCGUUUGGACAAAACGGCACUCCCACGUUUGGAACUACAUCUUCAAAUCAAACAACUGGAAGUGAGGCACCAAAAUCUUUUGGAUCUUCUGGUGCAAAUGGUUUUCAAUUUGGCAAUGCGAGCUCCACUAAUAAUAGCACGACGGCUAAAGCCCCGUUUUCUUUUGGUUCAAACGCUGCUGGUAGCAACCUCGGUUUGAAAUCUUCUACGGGACUUGGCUUUAACACGACUAACUCAAAUGCUAGUCAAGAUACUAAGAACUCGGAUGGGGGGAGCGGUACUAAUGCCUUUAGUCUUGGUACGACAGCGGGUAGUGCUACAACAGGCGGUGCUGCAUCGAAUGAUAAUAAACCUACUUUUAGCUUUGGUGCAAGUGCUCAAAAUAAGUCUAAUGCUCAAGGGGCCUUUACAUUUGGAUCGACCGUUGAGAAAAACAAUCAAGCCAACUCAUCAGUAUCGUUUGGGAGUGCAUUGGACCAGAAAAAGGGCAACCCACCUUCUGGAAGCACUGAAGCAGCAGCCAAGAGCUCCCCAGCUUUCAGUUUCGGUGCUAAUCAAAAUGAUAAAAAAAAUGAAGCCAAGCCAUCUGCGUUCGGUACGUCAAGUGAGAAAAACAGCUCUUCCGGACCUUCACUCACAUUUGGAUCGUCGUCUGAUAAGCCUGGAUUCGGUUUUGGGUCCUCGGCAAGUAAAAGUGACAAUUUGGAAUCCAAAGCCGCGUUUUCAUUCGGUCAAUCAUCAGGUGUAAAAAAUAAAGAAAAUAAGCCCUUUAGUUUUGGUGGUACUGUUGGGGAGGAAGAUAAAUCUGAUGCAAAGCCCGCAUUUUCCUUUGGAGCUGCAUCCAAUCAACAAGGUGACGCAAAAGCACCAUUUUCUUUCGGGACAACAGACAGUAAAAAAGACGGCAACAAGUCCACUUCGUCUACAGUAAACACAAGUAAUAAAGAUGAAACAAAACCAGCCUUUUCUCUAGGUUCUAUCAGUGCUAAAAAUGAUGGCAUAAAACCAGCACUUUCAUUUGGUAACACAAAUGAACAAAAAGCGACACCUCAACCAACCGCAACAUCUGAGCCUGCUAUUGGCAAAGCUGAUGAUAAAAAGCCAGCGUUUACUUUUGGUGCUGCAUCAGAGAAGAAAGACGGAAAUCAGCCAGCUUUUUCUUUUGGCUCCUCAUCAGAGAAAAAAGAUGACAACAAGACAGGCUUCUCUUUUGGCCAAUCGUCAGAUAAAAAAGAAGAUAAGAAACCAGCCUUUUCUUUCGGUACUACAUCCGACAAGAAAGAAGAUAGCAAGCCAGCUUUUUCAUUUGGCGCUACCAACAAGAAUUCCAGUGAAAAAUCAGCGUCUACUUUCGGAUCAAAAGCAGAAAAUAAAGAUGAGGCCAAGCCAUCGUUCCCUUCAAGCGCACUCCCCGAAAAGAAAGAUACUGAUAAGCCUGCCUUCUCUUUCGGUACUUCAAGUGAAAAGAAAGCGGAUACUAAACCCGCUUUUAGUUUCGGCGCUAGCAAAUCGGCAGCAGAAGAUGCGACAUUUCAAAAAACAGGAGAAAGUUCGAAGCCCGCGAGUGGUGGUCUCUCAUUCGGCUCAGAAGCUACGGGAGAAAAGUCUGCAAAUACAGGAUUCACUUUAGGUGCAGGAAAGACGGAUACCGCGAACAAAGCUGAAGGAUUUUCUUUCGGGACGAAAAAGGUCGCCGAGCCAAGCUCUGAUAGCACAAAGCCUGCUAGUUUUUCUUUGGGUGCCACGAAAGAUGGCACAGGAGCUUCUACUGGCUUUUCAUUAGGAGCGAAGAAGGACGAGGUCAAGAAAGAUGCCGCUGAUUCGUCUACCACAUCGAAAAAUACUUCUAUCCAAAAAGAAGUCGAAAUUCAACCCGUGUCAUUGGACAACAAAACUUUAGAUGAUUUGGUCACGAAAUGGACGUCACAAUUGACUGGCGCAGCUAGUCAUUUUGAUCAAUAUGCCGAAAAGGUCAAGGAAUGGGAUCAAAUAUUGGUCCAAGGUGGAGAGCAGAUCAGUCAACUAUACUCUGAUGUAUUAAUCGCUGAGCAGACUCAGAAUAGAAUUGAUCAAUCCUUGUUGUAUAUUGAAAGGCAACAAACAGACUUGGAGACGUUUCUAGAUAAUUACGAAAAGAAAGCUGAAACAUUACUUUCCGAAGUUCUAUCGACCAAUAAUGGGUCGCCUUCCGGAAACACUAACGACCAGAAGCGUCAGCAGGCAUACCACACUGCAGAGCUUCUUGACGAAAACUUGAAUUCUUUGUCCUUAAACUUAUCAUCCCUGAUUACAGAAAUAAACGAUGUCAGUGAUACAUUUAACAGAGCUACGAAUUUGAGCAUAGCUAAUAAAGAUGAGAAUACUCAGCUAAUCAAGUUACUCAACUCUCACUUGGAUGCAUUAAAAUCUCUAGAUAGCAGUUCCAGUGCCUUGGAGCAAAAGAUCAAGACGAUAUAUAAGUAA